CUGCUCUUAAAUCGCGUCAAUGCAAGUCACCAGACAAUAAGCAAUAUUGCCCGGAGGCAGUUCUUAACAUGGUAGCCGAGAAAUUAACUUACACCGCCGUCAUGUUCAUUCAAGUUGAAUUGUUAAAUGAGUUCUUUUUCCAAUUUCCGAGAGAAGUUGACAAUCGUCUUGUGUAUGACUUGGAUCGAAAACAGAUUUUGUCAUUUGCAAAGGAGAAUCCAAACAUACGGAAACAUUUGGAAUUGCAAGAAAGAAAAAGGAAACUAGAAGAGGUCAUGGAAAAAUUAAACUAUCUGGUUAGGCGGCAAAGAGACAUCGAAGGUCGCAAGGGCCCAGGAAGUUUAUAUACGUGA
Molecule: messenger RNA, 353 nt
Organism: Acaulospora morrowiae
Lineage: Eukaryota; Fungi; Glomeromycota; Glomeromycetes; Diversisporales; Acaulosporaceae
Source: the annotation of a GenBank genome assembly